UGAUGACCAGUCCAGUCAAGCGAAAGAUGUCAUACAUAUGACGUCAAGAUCUCCUAAAUUUGCUUCAGAAGACCUGGAAUAUGCAAUGGAUCUAAUCUUUGCAGGAGGAAACCAAGGCACAUGCUCCAAAAGAGGGAGUUUUCAACAAUGGGUAGAAUCACCAGGAAUUUGCCAACUUCUUGAACAAUGGUUGACCAUAACUCCAGUCCCAAAUCUUUACAAGUCAAACUUAAGAUGCAAGAUUAAAAGAAAGCAGAUACAAAAGAUAAUUUUUGUGGAAACGAGGAAGAAAAAUCUUCGUGCUGAUCAAAGUGUGUAGAUUUCCGAGGAGGUUUCGUGACGACCAGCUGACUUUUCGAUGAUUUCGUUAAAGCCCCAGACAGCUUCUGUUCAGCACAAUCGGGUAC
Messenger RNA from Owenia fusiformis, 407 nucleotides. The record is from the annotation of a GenBank genome assembly. NCBI's taxonomy places the organism in Eukaryota, Metazoa, Annelida, Polychaeta, Sabellida, Oweniidae.